GCGGCAGCAUUGUAGGCGCGACACUGCGUGCUCGAGACCGACCCUCUUCGAGCUUUUGUAUUCGUUUUGUGAUUGUCACAAGGUCUCGCUGAAACCGAGCGGUCAAGUGUCCUCGUCGAUGCAAUGCACCCCGUGGAUGUGAGUUAUUUUCGGUUCUUCAGCAAUGGCGUCUUUUCUAGACCAAUGUGAGACAAAAUGGUGCUCUAUGGCUUCAGGGCCGAGGGAUUGCGUUUCUCAAGCCUCUUUCGGACUUGGGAGGGGGACCUAGGGUUGCUUGUUCUGUGAGGUGGAAUGACGAUCGGGUGCGUGCUUAAUAGUGGAGCAAAUUUUGUGAACGGGUCUUGUGAGUUUGUCGGUUUCUAGGGGCCAGUAGUUUUUUAAUUUUUUUUUGUUGUAAAUUGUUUUUUGGGGAUUGUGACGAUGAUGAAGAGAUCCCUAUCUGUCGUGUGGAACUUUUUGAAGUUUAAAUAAUGUGGAGUGGGUGAGAGGUUUAGAAAUAUCAGGAAUUGCAUUAUCAGAGAGAUUUUCAAGCAGCAGUCAGUUUGCGCAGAGAUUAAGUUAUGGUGUUUCAGAGGCUACAUUUUUCCAUAGAGACAGGGUUGUGGUGUGAAGUCGUCGCGAGAAGGGGAGUAUUGGUAGUAUUGUAAAAUAAGAUUUUUAGUACGAUUUUAUUUAUUUAUUUAUUUAAUGUUUUAAUGUCUUUUAUUUGUAACAUUAUAACUAUUUUUUGAUUUAUUUUUGGGAGUGAUUUCUCAUGGCGUUUAAGUGCGAGAUCUCAUUCUUUUAUCAUAUCGACUGUCCUCUUUCUGGGGAAAGUCUUUUACAGUCGUACAUUGGUUCCAGUUGUGGAAUUGCGGCAUCUUCUAGCUCAACGAUGUUGCCUUCUGCCUGAGCUACAGUGAGUUAGGACACCAGAGGAUUCCAGAUUUGCGUUCAUGAUGCUUAAGGAUAUGGUUUAAGUGACUCUUACAUUGAUUUGAAAAUUUUAUGAAGACGGCACGCCUUGAACUUUCCGUGAGAACACCGAAGUUUACAAUGGCUUCUUCAAUGGGUUACAAACUUCCCAGGCGUUGGGAGAUUUCAAUGUGUAUUUUAAAUAGGUUGUAUUCCCUCGGAGAUUUAUUUCUUGGCAACAUUUUUGACUACGAAAGUGCAAGACUGAGUAAGUAUUGAAUGUGUCGAGAUGUGCUUGAGAAUAGUAACAUAUUUUGUUUAUCAUAUUAUUUUUCAAUCGUGUGUCAGGUUUUUGGUUUGCAAGUAUUGAAGGAAUGGCUUGUGUGAAGCUGACAAAGAGACAAAUUAGGUCAUUUGCAUCAACCAAGUGUUACUCUUCCUACGCUUGGAGCAACUCACACUGGUCGUUGCGCUGUCGUACGUGAAGAGAAUGUCCAGUCUUUGUUUCAAUUAUCAUCUGCCCAGAAGCAUGUGAAUUGGGCCUAACAUUCCAAAAUGGACGGAUCUAACGUUUCGACGAUCGGCGACGGUUUACCCGCUGAUACUGAGAGUAGUAUCUCGAAACUUGAGGACAUUCCUCAAGGGGGUCCCUUCAAAAUUGGUCUAGGGAAAAAAUUAGAAAGUCGUAGGAGCAGAGUGCAAAGGUUACCCCAUGUAGGAGGGGGCAAUGGUCGUACUUUUGAUCUAGAGGACAUAGCGUCAGGAUCGAAUGGCUCGCACGUCACUAGCACAGAUAGGGCAUGCCGGGUGACAGUGACCAUAAUUGCUGCAAAAGACUUGAAGAGAAGUACAAUUGGACCCGAAGCAAGGGACCCUGUUUUCAAAGUGCGAGUGGAAGAAACAGUGAGAAAAUCAAAAGACCUCAAGACUGGCGUCAAUCAGGAUGGAACGCUGGAUGUGAACCAGAGUUUUACAUUUGAUGUUAGAGAGUUAAAGAGUGCGCAAAUAACGCUUCAAGUUGUGGCAAGAGGAGUGCUUGGCAUUGAAGAAGCUCUUGGACACAUCAAUCCUUUGUGUGUACUUAAUUUGCUUGAGGAGCAAGGUGGCCGAAAGGAUGUGGAAGCGAAGUGGUAUGAUCUCUAUUCCAAAAGCGCCAAUAGAAUCAUGCCUGGGAAGCUCCACAUGCAGAUUAUUGUUGGUAUGGCAGAUCCAGAGCAGACUAUUUCAGCGUUUGUGGGCACCUGGAAUGUUGGAAACGCUCGCCCUCCCCCAGAUCUGUCUCCUUGGUUACCUACUGAUGCCUUUUUCGAGAUCGUUGCUAUAGGCACUCAGGAAUGUGACUACCAACCCCGUGCUCCAUUCACCGAGUGCAGCAAGGAUUGGAUCCACACAUUGAAAUCGCACUUUGGUGAGCGCUAUAAGCUUGUUCAUGCAACAUCACGUGGGCAGAUGCGACUUGUGGUCCUUGUUCGAGAUGAUGCUGAAAAGGCAAUUUCCGAAGUAGAUAGUGAUAGUGAAGCGACGGGGGUAGGCAAUGUUAUGGCCAAUAAAGGAGGUGUUUGCAUUGCGUUCAAAUUCUGGGAUACAGGUUUGUGUUUCGUGAAUUGCCACUUAGCUGCUCAUGUUGGACAGUGCGAGACACGCAACAGCAACUUUAGACAGAUCGCAAUGUCAAUGCGGGUUGGGUUACAAAGUAUGGACCUACUCAGUCAGUUUCACCAUAUAUUUUGGCUCGGGGACCUCAAUUACAGGCUGGACUUUGGGAAUCUAGAGCCCCAAGGACUUACUCCUGAUCGGACAUUCUGGGCCACAAUUGUGAAGCAAAUUCAUGCCAACAGAUGGAAAGAUCUUCUCAAGUACGAUGAGUUACGGAAGGAGAGAGCUGCCUCACGCAUCCUAGCUGGUUUCAAGGAAGGAGAAAUAACAUUCCCCCCUACUUUUAAAAUGCAGAGGGAUUACUUAGAUCAUUAUGAUCAGAAACGGAUGCCUGCUUGGUGUGAUCGGGUGUUAUGGAAAACCUUGCAAGGAUGUCACUCGUACCUCAUUUCUUACUUUUCUGCGUCCAGCAUCGUUACCAGUGAUCACAAACCAGUAGGAGCAACGUACAAGUUGACAUCAUACGCAUUACCUUCGUCUACGUUUGUUCCGGACGGUACUGAUGAGGAUGAUAAGAGGUGGCAUAUACGGUUUACUUCUCUGCGAGCUAAGAAAUUGCGUGCCUCUGACAUAAAUGGAUUCUCAGAUCCGUUUGUCUCGUUUGUGGGCCCCAAUCUAUUACAAGAAUUUCAUUCAAAAGUGAAACACCAAACUCUGAAUCCUGUAUGGAAUCCGUUCCAGGAACUGCCUACACUGGUUUUGAGUACGUUCCCCCUGCAACGAGUGGACAAAGAGUACCUACUAGUACGUAUUCUUGACCAUGAUUCAGACGAAGAUGCACUAGGCUAUGGAGUGAUUCCCUUGGGUCAAGCCGUGGCCUGCUUCAAGAAAGGUUUCUUAGAGGUUGCACAAUUUAAGGUUAAUCUUACUCAUCAUGGUUUACCAGCGGGUACAUUAGAAGGGGGCAUGAAACUCACUUGGGAGAAAAACGCGAUUAAGAAAAAAGAUUAUUCAGUAGACUUUUCUAGUCGAGGAACUAGUAUCAGAGAUUCUCUGAAAAAGAAAAUAUUUGUUAGAAGACCUAGCCCCAAAUAGUAAAGGCCAAAGUUGCAAUUUCUCUCUCCGCAACGUUCCCGUGACUUGCUCAGCAGUCUAAAUGUGUGUAAACUUUUCUGUCAAUCUUACGUUUGGAAUUGGUUAACA
This is a messenger RNA of Physcomitrium patens, 3693 nucleotides long. The record is from RefSeq and is a predicted model, not a curated record. Lineage: Eukaryota; Viridiplantae; Streptophyta; Bryopsida; Funariales; Funariaceae.